Molecule: messenger RNA, 1676 nt
Organism: Panicum virgatum (switchgrass)
Lineage: Eukaryota; Viridiplantae; Streptophyta; Magnoliopsida; Poales; Poaceae
Product: UDP-glucosyltransferase UGT13248-like
Exons: 2
Coding region: 28-1407 (459 amino acids)
Molecular function (GO): UDP-glycosyltransferase activity
Source: RefSeq, a predicted model, not a curated record
GCAACAGCACAGCCAGCGCAGUGAGCAAUGACAAGCUCGGAGUCAGAUCAGAGUGUUCACGUGCUCCUAGUCUCGUACCCGACCCAGGGCCACAUCAACCCGCUGCUUCAGUUCGGGAAGCGGCUCGCUGCCCGCAGCGGCGUCCGAAGCACUCUGGCCGUGACCCGCUACGUCCUCGGCUCAGGCAAGCAGCCGCAGCCCGGCGCGGUCCACGUCGUCGCCUUCUCCGACGGCUGCGACCGCCGUGGCUACGACGAGGUAGGCGACGAGCGUGGCUACCUGGCGCGCCUUGAGUCGGCCGGUUCCGAGUCCCUUGGUGAGCUCCUCCGUGCCGAGACGGCGAGGGGCCGGCCCGUGCGCGCCGUGGUGUACGACACGCUCCUGGUGUGGGUGCCGCGCGUGGCGCGGCGGCACGGCGUAGCCUGCGCGGCAUUCUUCACCCAUCCAUGCGCGGUGACUUUGGCGUACGCGCACGCAUGGGCGAGGCAGCUGACCCUGCCGGUGAGGGAUGCUCCGCCGGAGCUCCCUGGAGUGCCGGUGACGCUCGGAUUGGCAGAUCUCCCGAAGGACCUGAGCGACCCGGACAGCCACAUAGUCUACCGCGACCUGAUGCUGAAGCAGUGCCAGGCGCUCGAGUUGGCAGAUCACGUUCUCAUCAACUCCUUCCACGAGCUGCAGGCCGAGGAAGCGGAGUACAUGGCGGUAACGUGGGGUGCCAUGACGGUUGGCCCAACCGUGCCGUCGGCAUACCUCGAUAACCGCCUCGCCAACGACAUAAGCUAUGGCUUCCACCUGCACACCCCGAUGACGGCUGAAUGCAAGGCUUGGCUCGACGAGAGGCAUGUGCAGUCCGUCGUAUAUGUCUCCUUUGGCAGCCUUGUCAUCCUAUGCUCGGAUCAGAUGGCUGAGGUGGCCGAGGGGCUCUACAACAGUGGCAAGGCCUUCUUGUGGGUUGUCAGGGCCUCCGAAACUUCAAAGGUGCCUAUAUGCUUCACCGAGAGGGUGAAGGAAAGAGGCCUUAUAGUGACAUGGAGCCCGCAGUUGGAUGUGCUGGAGCACCAAGCCAUUGGGUGUUUCGUGACACACUGCGGAUGGAACUCAACUAUGGAGGGGCUAGGUGCUGGUGUACCGAUGGUGGCGAUGCCACAGUGGGCAGACCAGCCAAUGAAUGCCAAGUACAUUGAGGACGUGUGGCGAGUCGGUGUGAGGGUGCGACCCGAUGCGGAAGGAAUUGUUCGGAAGCUGAAGCUGGAGAGGUGCGUGACAGAGGUGAUGGAAGGAGAGAAGAGCAAACAGUUUAGGUCGAAUGCUCAGAGCUGGAGCCAGAAAGCAAAGAAGGCCAUGGCUGAAAGGGGCAGCUCGGAUAGUAACAUGCUGGAGUUCCUUUCCAAACUUCGAACGAACUGAUUUGCAAAAGUGGUGUGAAGGCCGGAAAAGUCUCAUCGAGCUACUUUUGCUUUUUCGCAUGCAGCCUGCCUGCCAGAAGCGGUCGUCGUACUGGUCCUCGAACUGCUCACACCGGUCUACACAAGAGCCACGUGAGUAGAUUUAGUACAUCUGUGCGUCCUAGCGCGUGUGAUAUGGAGCAGAAUUUGUGUCAACACUUACUAUCUAGUAUCUACACUAGAUUAUAUUUAUUGUGUAAUAAAGCAUGCAUGCAUGUACAAUGUUCAUCA